GAACCUCCCUGUGGUAUUUAAGGACCACACCCAUUCCAAGCCACAUAGCCAGGACUAUUCUACAGCACCACAGCUCUCUUCAGCACAGUCAGGACAGUCAACAUGGCGCUGGUAUCUGAGUUUCUGGGACAACUGUCUCUUAAUGUGGGGUCCUGUGAGCCCAAAUACCCAACUGUUGUUCCUGCGUCUGACUUCGAUCCAGACAAAGAUGCUGCUAGAAUAGAGACUGCUAUCAAGACCAAGGGAGUGGAUGAAGCGACCAUCAUCGCUGUUCUGACCAAGAGGACCUACAGCCAGAGGAGAGAGAUCGCGUUCGCUUAUGAGAGGAGAGCCAAGAAGGAUCUGAUGACAGCCCUGAAGGGGGCUCUAUCUGGGUCGUUGGAGACUGUGAUCUUAGGCCUGAUGAAGAGUACAGCUCAGUAUGAUGCCUCUGAGAUCAAAGGGUCCAUUAAGGGUCUAGGAACGGACGAGGAGGUGCUGAUAGAGAUUGUCUGUUCUCGCAGCUCCUCAGAACUGGCUGAGAUUAAGACUGUCUACAAGGAACUGUUCAAGAAAGAUCUGGAGAAGGAUGUGGCUGGAGACACCUCGGGAGACUUCGCCAAGCUCCUGCUGGCCCUGGUGCAGGCCAAGAGGGCAGAACCCUCCAGUGUGGUGGACUAUGAGAAGAUCGAUGAAGAUGCCAGAGCCCUGUAUGAUGCUGGGGUGAAGAGGAAAGGAACAGAUGUGGCUACCUGGAUCUCCAUCAUGUCAGAGAGGAGUGUUCCUCACCUGCAGAAAGUGUUUGACAGGUAUAAGAGCUACAGUCCCUAUGACAUGCAGGAGAGCAUUAGGAAGGAGGUGAAGGGAGACCUGGAGAAGUCCUUCCUCACACUCGUUGAGUGUUUUGAGAACAAGCCGCUGUACUUCGCCAGCAGACUUGCAGAGGCCAUGAAGGGUAAAAGUGCGAAGGAGAAGGUUGUGACGAGGAUCAUGGUGUCUCGGUGUGAAGUCGACCUCAUGAAGGUCAGAACAGAGUUCAAGAGUCAGACCGGCAAGUCUCUGUUCCAGACCAUCUCUGAGCACACUAAGGGGGAUUACCAGAAGGCCAUGCUGUCUCUGUGUGGAGGAGACGACUAAACGUCAUCUGGAUUUCAUUACCUACAAGCCUUCGGCGUACUGGUCAUUAUGUCCACUGCUGGGAAGGUUGCUUACUGGACUACAACCCCCACUGGACUACAACCCCCACUGGACUACAACCCCCACUGGACUACAACUCCCACUGGACUACAACCCCCACUGGACUACAACCCCCACUGGACUACAACCCCCACUGGACUACAACUCCCUACGUUAGAGUAUUACUCAUACUAUUGGCUGUAAUCAUAUGGGUAUUAAUAGCUUCAAAGAGAUGGCAUCAUUCUACUGUAAGUAUUUCAUUAGAUGAAGAUAUUGAACCCACUGUUUUCCUGUAACAAACCUAGUUAACUGGUAAUAAAGUUACUUUGGCAAAGUGUUCUUCACAUAUUUUAGUAAUUUGAAAGAUGCUUUUAUCCAGAGCGACCUACAGUAGUUUCGUACUGGUCCUUUUUCGUAAUGGUUCUCUCCAUGCGAAUCGAACCCGAAACCCUGGCAUUGCAAGCGUCAUGCUCUACCAAGUCAUUUUCAAUAUCACAUCUUGACCCAUUUUCCAAGAGGUAAGAAAUAGUCAGCGUGUAAUAAUAUGCAGUUACUAUAGGUGACCACUAGAGUGUGGUAGCGGUUGUUCAGUAGCUACUCUUCUUCUCUGGCCUGAAACUGACAUGCUUUCAUCCACUAGUUUAUCUUUUCAAUAAAAUGAAAUAUUUCACUUUUUCUUAGUUAUUCCCCAAUUUAUAAAAGGAGAGCAGGUUAAUGGUGAAGAGAGAUGUUGACUCCAUAAUUACUUUUCAGACUGAAUCACUUUUCCUGGAAAUCAAAGCUAGGCUAAUUAAAGUGCUAAACUUGAACAUUGUAGAACAAAUGACUCCUGAAUUAAACUUCUAUAAGCAGAGCAUAAAGAUAGUUGUAUUAAUUUACAGGACAUCAACACAUUCUAAAAAAAACACUAAACAGGAUGUCAUUUAAUCUUCUCGUGUUUCCACUGAAAAGGCUGUAUUAAAUGAUUUAAAUAGUGUUUGUUUUGGUGCUAAUAUUUCAAUAAAAAAAUGUUAAUCGAA
Salvelinus namaycush (lake trout) is the source of this 2174-nucleotide messenger RNA. Its product is annotated as annexin A2-like. The record is from RefSeq and is a predicted model, not a curated record. Gene Ontology annotation, molecular function: calcium ion binding; phospholipase inhibitor activity; cytoskeletal protein binding. Gene Ontology annotation, cellular component: cytoplasm. The transcript has 13 exons. NCBI's taxonomy places the organism in Eukaryota, Metazoa, Chordata, Actinopteri, Salmoniformes, Salmonidae. Bases 103 to 1116 code for a protein of 337 amino acids.